Messenger RNA from Kogia breviceps (pygmy sperm whale), 1875 nucleotides. The record is from RefSeq and is a predicted model, not a curated record. Lineage: Eukaryota; Metazoa; Chordata; Mammalia; Artiodactyla; Physeteridae.
AUGCCUGCAGGGCCGAAGAACAAGGUCGCCUCUUCCCCUGGCGAUAGCCGUGGGACUGAAAACCCCGAUCCCGGUGCCUUGGUCCCCACAGUCUCAAGCAACCCAUCUCCGUCAGGUGACGGCGCCCCACGCGGUGGCACAGCAGGUUCCUCAUCCUGCAAGGUGGCUACUGCCGGCACCAUUUUGCUCACCGGGGAGGACCCGGGGCCCCCCUCCAUGGACGGUGUGCAGGAAGGGGGGCGCCCCGACCUCCAUGGCGGCGGGAGCCCCCACACGGAACUGAGCUCUGUGGUACCCAGGACGGGCCAAGGCGUCCAGACGGUGCCUGUGCUCAGUGGGGCCGCCGUCUGGCAAGCUGCUGGGGGCGCUGGCCAGCGUCCGACCCAGACCACGAGCCCAGGGAAUGGACGUGGGAGGAAGCGGCCCAGCCAUGAGGAAGCUUCCGGGUCUCUGAAGCCUCCACAGCGCUGUCUGUUUUCUGGAGCUGCGGUGUCCCCGUGGUUGGCGUCUUCGCCACCAUCUUCUCCAAGGUCUGAGCCCAGCAGCUGCGGCCAUUUUCAGGUUUCUCUGUGGAACCAUGCAUCGCAGCCGGGUCCUGUCCUCCAAAGCCAGGCUAAAGCACCAGGCCCUGCUCUCCGCAAUGAAGCAGUCAGAGCAGGCCCAGCCCUCUGCCGCCGCGCCACCCAGUCUGGCCCUGCUCUCCGCAGCCGUGCAUCAGUGCAACGCCCUGCUCGCCGUGGCCACACCACCCUGUCGGGUCCCGUUCUCCGCAGUCAGGCAGCCAUGCUAGGCACUGCUCUCCGUAGCCACGCAUCCGGGUCCAGUGCUGCUAUUCAUAGCCAUGCAGCUGAGCAGAGCCCUGCCAGCCACCACCACCGUGCACCCGAACCAGGCGCAGCUCGUCGCCGUCUAUCCAGGCCGGGCUCUGCUCUCCAGCGCCAAGCAUCAGUGCCAGGCCCUGCUCAACGCCGCUGCUGUACACCCGAGCCAGGCCCUGCUUUUCACUGCCGCCAUGCUUCCGCUCCAGGCCCGGCUCAUCACCGCCGCGGUGCUUCCACGCGAGGCCCUGCUUCCUGCUGCCAUACAUCUGAGCCAGGCGCUGCCAUCGACAACCACUCCAGCCUGCCAGGCCCUGCUCUUCGCCACCACCGUGCUUCCGCACCAGGCCCUGCUUCCUGCCGCCGUGCAUCUGGGCCAGGCCCUACCAUGGACAACCACUCCAGCCCGCCUGGCCCUGCUCAUCGCCGCCACCAUGCUUCCGCGCCAGGCCGUGCUUCCCGCCGCCGUGCAUCUGGGCCAGUGGCUGCCAUCGACAACCACUCCAGCCCGCCAGGCCCUGUUCUCCGUGGCCAUGCAUCUGGGCCAGGCCCUGCUCUCCGAAGCAGCAGCACGACUCCAGGCUUUGUCCUCUCGAGCGGUGCCACCCAGCGAAGAUCAGACCCUAGCAGCCACCCUUCUCCACCUGGGCUUAAUGGCCAGAGUCCUCCUUUAUCCCCUGGGUUCUCCGUAGGAAGGCUAGUCGUCCAGAGCAGCUCAAGCUCUUCUGAUUCUGAGGUCCCAAACCUUCCUUCCCAGCAGGUUUGGCAUGCAGUUCGUAUGUAUGCCUCCGUACCGUCGCCUCCUGAGCCAUAUGGUGAGAGUUCCUCCUCCUCCUCUGCUCUUUGGUCUCCAGGCCAGAGCCCCUCUUCCUCCCCCACUGAUUUUUCUGGCAGGAGUUCCCCUAGGUUUUCUGUCCUGAGCUCCAUCUCUACUCCUAGCCCCACUACCCUUAGGCGCAUCUUGCUGCCCGAGUUUGACGCCCUGAGCCCUCUCUCUUCAGGAGAGCCGGCUGAAAUAGGGAGCAUGCCUCACUCUCCUACACCCCCUAUGCUGUGA